Molecule: messenger RNA, 5865 nt
Organism: Capronia coronata CBS 617.96
Lineage: Eukaryota; Fungi; Ascomycota; Eurotiomycetes; Chaetothyriales; Herpotrichiellaceae
Exons: 1
Coding region: 1-5865 (1954 amino acids)
Biological process (GO): intracellular signal transduction
Molecular function (GO): guanyl-nucleotide exchange factor activity
Source: RefSeq, a predicted model, not a curated record
AUGCCUUCCGUGGUAUCUAAGCAGGACACAUAUUAUGCCUCUCAUCACCGCAGACAAUCGUCGCGGUCACAGACAAAUCUCACAGAUCUGAGCAAAACCGCCCUGUCGCAGGUACAGUCUCCCAACGGAUCCGUGGUGCUUCUACCUUCGACGGUAUAUACACAGCCGCAGUCCGCUACUCAGCACUCUCAACCGCCGACCUUACCCUCUACCGCAGUUCCGACCGCCAGAUCCGACGGCACUGGGGGUGAAGACGCAUCCAUCGACCCAGAUGAGUUUUACAGGCAGUACCAGGAUCCCUUCACGAGUUCGCCCCCAGCUGCCCUGCAUCAAGACGCCAUUCGUACGACAGCUUUUGAUCUUGAAGGCGAGCCAUCAGCCACUAGACGAAAGUCUAGCUUCGCCUCCGGGCAAUCAAACAAUAACAAUGAUAAAGCUCCGCGCUCAGAUAGGAACUCUGUGAAUUCACGCAAAUCGUCCUUGAACGCUUUGAAUCCAGUGAAUGGGGGCUGGAACAACGACCACGCAAAGUCGUCUCGAGAUGCGACAGGUGCUUUCAGGUCGAGGAACGCAUACAUCAAGGGCAUGGUGGCACGCUUUGAUGCGUCUCCCGAAGAAAUCCCACCUUUGCCCACUCACCACGUUCUCCAUCCGCAUGUCAGAACUGCAAGUCCUUUGCCGUAUGGGUCCGUUGGAACAGCGCACCCAUAUGGAAGUGGCCUCACGCAGCCUAAGCGAACUGGAACGAAGAUGUCAGAUUUCUGGAAGGCUGGAAAUGGCUCGGCUGCGGGGAGUAGAGAUCUAAUCAAGAACGAAAAUGGCGGCGUUAGGAAUGCUAACACUGGUCGCUUGACCCAAGUCACGAGCAACCCGGAAGUGCCAGCGGGCGACCAGAAAUUGCUGUUCGGAGAAAUUCCGCAGACGGCUUCCACCUUUUCUUCAGCAGGAUAUGGUAUAUCCAAUUUCCGUCGAAGACGGGGCUCAGAGGGAUCUCCAAUGCACAGUCCGAAUGCAAUGUUUCCUGCAACUCAGGCACCUCCGACGCAUCGCGAGACCGGGUUCUCCGCUAGCUUGCCCUGGCAAUCUCGAGAACAGCCCCAUGUUGGACGGCCUCAAGCGUCUCGCGGUCAUGAGCAUAAACACCACCGGGCCAACAGCGAUUUCGCAGGGCCGCCGUCGAGAGCUUUGCUGUCAGCGACUCAAAGUCCAUCUCCAGCAGGCCUCGCCGGCGCACAGGCGUACCACGUGGAGCCUUCGGCAAAAUCAAGCGGACAAUCUCGAAUUCCGGUAAGCAGACGGCAUCAUCGUACGGCUUCCGAUUCGGCUGCGUCGUCGCCCAUCGACCGUGAGCCAAUCGCCCCCCAAUUGCCACUGCACUUACCAAAGUCCAGGCAUCCGCUGCCCGAUCCUUCCUCAUCAAAGGAUCGCAAGCCGGCUAGCCCGCGGCGUGGUGCCCGCUCACCCAUGAAGAUUAAAAGUCCAGGGAAACGAGGUAGAGAUCUUCAUGCCGCCACUGGGGAGAAGAGUGCUGCUCUCCGAGCGAACAUCAUCGCCCCUCCACCAAAGAUCUCGCCGCCCCUGAGAAGCUCGAGGCCACGGCAGCCGGUUUCUGCUGCUACUACAGCAGCCUCUCGUGCAAAGAUGGCCGCCAAAUUUGAAACAAUGGCCAAGCAGCAAAACGAGAAGAAUGCGGUCCGACGCCAGAGGCCGCCGGAGCUUACUGACAUUGAUCUGAAAGCACGACGACUCAAGAUUACUCAGGCACUGAGUCGAUCGAAAGAUGGACAAGAUCUGAAGGUUGAAGGGGACGGACCUUGCGGCAGCUCAGCUAGCCGGACCAACAGCAUAACUGCUUCCGCUGAUGAUGCUGGGGACAUCGGUCAGGAUGCUGUAGGACAUGAGAUUCCGGCCGUUGUUGUGGACGAACCAGGUAUGGACACUUCCGAGGAGCGAUCCUUUUACACCACUGGAAAUGGUCCUGCACAAGACCAACGAGCUUUCACCCUCAACGCCUUGAAAGUUGUCGAAGGCAACACUCCGCAAUCUGGUGGAGACGAGGAUUCCCCGACACUGGGCCGCGUCAAAUCAUCCCUCGAAAACAUACCCUUCUCCUUGAACACGCAAUUGCUGCCUGGACAAUCGGAGCAAGAUCCUUUCUCCGCAGUUACGGCUGGGACCGAGAGGACGGAGGCCACUGAAGUGACCAUGAUCGACAUGGAGUCGGAAAAUGAUGAGACACGACUUCAAGGUCCGGGACAAUCCUUGCUGAAUCAAAUAAGAGCCCUGCGCAGUCAUAGCUCAGAUUCACCGUUGUCAUCGACUGAUCAUGGUGACGAGGUAUCUGUCCGCCUAAUGCUUCGAGAAACAACAUACCUUGACGACGAAGAGGCUGUCGAGAAGGGCUAUCGUCCAUUUGUCCCAACGAUUGUGUCUGGGUCGAUGCGUCCCGGAGGUCAUGCGAGAAGCUCUUGGACCUCAUCCGUCGAGAAUCAGGGCGAACCUGAGGUGGGUAGGAUAUUCGCAGCUGGUGCUGAUCCGAUAGCUUCGCGAGAUCCAGGAGAGAAGGUAGCAGAUCCGGAAACUGCCUCACUGUCCGACCGUUCCAGUAUCGGUGACGACUCUGACGGAGACACGGACGCGAAUGACACUUAUACGAUAGUGAAUAUCGUUCUGCAGCAACAGACGCCUUCUGGAGUUGUCGACCAACAACUUGUAGACAACAUUUACCAUCGCAUCAUCCAGAUUUCGCCGGACCUUGCUGAUGCAGAGCAUGUGGAUGAGGGAAAAGUGAAGCGCUUAUGUUUGCAGGAGCUUGAAGCAUACGACAGUCACUGGGAUCACGCCAAAUCCUCUCACCCUCAUUCGGAGCAGAAUCUUCACUCUAAGAUAUCCGAUGGUCUCAAACGUGACAAUGGUAGCCGGAAUGGUGACAACCCCAGGAAACCGACCGAGGCUACAGAGACUCCAAGUCAUGCAGUUCAUGAUCGUCAACACCCGCCACAAAGCUAUCGAAGUCACAGGUACAAGUCCAGCUUGGAUAGUGCGGAGGACUGGACGGAGACGUCACCAUCGGUUGGAGACUGGUUACAGUUUGCUGCACAUUCACCUAUAGAAAGUCAGUCGGGACCGCAAACCACUUCUCUGAAUCAGGCAACGUACCGGACGGAGGAAGCCGAUCGAAAAGAGGCACAUUCAGAUCGAGAAGCCCAGGAACACGGCCAUGUUAGUGAGACGAGCGGUGAUCUGCCAGGAAGAGCCGACCUUGAGGUUCCAAAACCUCCUUCUCAUUCUCCCCCGCCGCCUCCGAUUGCCAAAAUGGCUUCGAUCGAUCAGUUCUCUAGGCCUCGUCCAUAUGGCAUCAUGUCACCAGGACAGGCAGCAUUGUCAGUUGCGAGACCACUUACUGCAAUGUCUCAGGUGUCUCAGGUGUCUGCAAGAUCAAGCGUGGAACAUCCAGCAAUGCCGUCUAGCUCCAGCACCACGAGGCCCUCUGUGGACGUGCAGACCCCUGAACAACGCCGUUUGACCAAACGUCGACAUGUGCUCAAAGAACUCGUCGAUACGGAGUAUACAUACGAGAGAGACAUGAGAGUGCUGUGCGACAUUUACAAACAGACUGCUGUUGCGGCCAUAAGCGACGAAGACGCCAAGAUCAUCUUUGGCAACGUGGAACAAGUGCAACAAUUCUCGAAAGACUUCCUUGGGCUUCUGAAACAGGUGGUGAAACCAGCCUAUGUGAUGGAAAAGAACGAUCGGCGGAAAGAUACUAAUCUUCGAGCGUCGACACUGCAAAGUUCGAGCGCAUCGGUCCACAGCGUGACAGAUGUAGCCGAGGCCGAGAAGGACGUGCUCACAAGGAUCGGGCAUGCAUUCGAAGCUUCGAUGGGUGAUAUGGAGAAGGUGUAUACCGAGUACAUUCGGACACGCCAUGCGGCCAACAAGAGACUGGAGGCGCUGCAGUCGUCAUCUGCGGUAAGGGAAUGGCUAAAGGAGUGCAGCGAAAAUUCGACCGAUAUCACCAAUGCUUGGAGCUUGGAUGCACUCCUAGUCAAGCCGAUUCAACGGAUCACGAAAUAUCCCUUAUUGCUGAACCAGCUCCUAGAGGCGACCCCUGAUACACACCCGGAUGCCGUUUUUCUCCGCAGAGCGACUGUUGAGGUGACUGAGAUCAAUAUGCGCAUCAACGAAGUCAAGAAGCACACUGAGCUGGUCGACCAGGUGCUCAACAGGAAGCGAAAGGAGUCGGACGUUCGCAAUGGCCUCACCAAGGCGUUUGGGCGGCGUGCCGAAAAACUGAGGCAACACGUGGGUAUCAACGGCAUGCAUGUGGACGAUGAGUAUGACGCGCUCAAGGUCAGCUACGAUAACAACGCGGCGCAGCUGUACCUGGUGGAGAAGGAUUGUGAGGGAUACAUCGACGAAGUCAAAGCGUGGAUCGGCCGAAUGUGCGAGAUUGCUGCAGCCGCCGAAGCUUGGGUCGAUGUCGGGCACACCAGCCAUCCACAAGCUGAGAGCAGGCUACGCCAGCUUGCCAUUGUCAUCCGCGGAAUCAACUCAAUAGCACUUCCCAAGCACGGUGAUGAGGUAAUGAAGCGAGUUGUGGGCCCAAUGACGGAGGCUAGACUCCUUCUGACGGCUUUUAAGAACGAUCCCAAAGGAUUGAUUCACAAACGGGAGAAGAGGCUUCUUGACUACAAUCAAUUCAAGAACAAGAAGGAACGAGGCGACAGGCUCGACAAGAAAAUGAUCGAGAGAAUGGAGCAAUGGGAAGCCCUCAACCUUGAGGCGAAAGAGAGAAUGAGACGGCUGCUCCGGUGCACGGGGGAAGUGGUGAGGCUGUGCCAGGCGACUCUUGUUGAACUUCACCUCCAUUGGUAUUCGAUAUGCAAUGAGAAGUUCUCAGCGGCCAUGGGAAUCCCUCUGAAGGAUCUCGAUCGAGUCGACAUCGUCAAGGACUGGCAGGAGGAUUUCGAUUAUCAGGAGGCCGCGGCUUUGGCCCUGAGUAUCUGCAAUGGCUCCUUGCUGGCUGAGGCGGUGAACAUGUUAUCGUUUUUGACACCGGGAUCAACACUGGCCAGUGAUGACUCCCCUCGGCAGGCAUCGUGGAACAGUGUCACGAAGAGAUCGGUCUCGGCAAAUGAAGAGGGACACAUGUUCUCGCUUGCAGAACAAUAUCACCGCAACAGUGGAGGGCCGCUCAGUUCCCAGACGGACGACCCCAGUGAUCGGAGUUCCUUCACAUUUGCCAGCGGUCGAUUCCGUGCGGCAUCCGGGGCAUCCGGGAGGGUACCAAAGACCCCAGAGACAGGUCAUCGCGGAUUGCCGGCGUCCAUCCAUACCGUCAACAGCACCAAUAUCUCUCGACCUGGGACCAGCCGUGGCCAGUCGGAAGACUAUCCCCGGUCAACCCCCCGGCUAAGUUUAGAAGCACCGUCGCCGUCCCUUUCUCUUGGUCCUUUAGUCGCAGACUCCCCCACAGCCGUCAAGCACGCAUCCACCUCUACCUUCUAUUCAGCGACUCUUGGGCCGAGUCAGUCCCAGCCCAAUCUACCGCUGACACGUGGAGGAGGCGCUCUCUCUUUCUCUCCUGAACUCCCGAGGGAUCACGACGAGGACGAGGGAGGACAGCGGGAAGUCGAUCUCCAAUCAGAACCAGGGGUGUUGUUUACCGCAGCCAGCGUCUAUGAGUUCAACAUUGACCGAUCGAGACAACAAGGCGGAUUCCGCUAUCUGACCUACGUCACAGGGGAAAUAUUUGACGUGAUCGCCGAGCAAGGAGAACUCUGGCUAGCCAUUAAUCAAGACGACGCGACCAGAGAGAUUGGCUGGAUCUGGAACAAACAUUUCACGAAACUCACUGACUAG